Messenger RNA from Pelagomonas calceolata, 2538 nucleotides. The record is from the annotation of a GenBank genome assembly. NCBI's taxonomy places the organism in Eukaryota, Pelagophyceae, Pelagomonadales, Pelagomonadaceae.
UUGUGCGCGCAAGCGCGUCGCCGCGGACGAGCUGCGUACGAGGCAAGCGUUGGGCAGCCCGAGAUGGCGACGCCUGGCGCCUCCCGGCAGCCCUUGGCCUGCACGAUGCUGCCCCACAAGAAGCCUACCAGUUUGGGGGCUCUGCUCCGCCUCGCCGUGGCGGUGGUGGCCUUGUACGUUCCGCGCGCUGUACCAGCGCGACGUCUCCGCACCUCGCUGCACUUGCGGCGCGCCCCUCGACGAGCGUGGACGCGUCGCGGCGCCGCGCCGCGCUUCUCCAGGCGCUUGCGAACUCCCAACAGCCUCUAUUUCAUGGCUGAGCUCACCGAGCGCUGCGGCGUCUGCGCGAAGUGCCAGUGGACGUGCGCCGACCAACCGGACCAGACGGCCUGCUGGAUGUGUCAAAACGGGGGUGGGAGGUGUUAUUUCCAACACCAGUCAAAAAGGGGGAAGUGGGACCUCCCGCCCUGCGAGAAGCCGCAGCCGGCGGCUCAGCCCACCGAGCGCUGCGGCGACUGCGCGGCGUGCCAGUGGACGUGCGCCAACCAACCGGAGCAGCCGGACUGCCGGUUCUGUCGAGACGGGGGUGCGAACUGCAGUUUCCAACAAGCGUCAAUAAAGGGGAAGUGGGAAUGCCCGCCCUGCGAUAACCCGCGCACCUUCGACUUCUCGGAGAUGAAAGGGGUGGUGGAGAGCAGAACAAGACAGCCGGAGUCAGCGCGCAAAUCAAAUUUUACUGCUUCAAUCGACGACGUGGCACCCGACUCACUGGUUGAUUUGCGCGCAGGGGCCCGGUCGACGACGAGGCGAGGGCGAAGGCGGAGGCCGACGGCGAGGCCGAGCGCAAACGGAGAUCGGAGAUAAAGCAGAGGAGAGACGCGGCCAAGCGGGACGCGACGGCGAAGUACGGCGGCAAGACGCGGGAGGAGACGGGCAGCAAGCUCGAGGGCGGCCACGUCGAGGACGCGUCGGCAUCACUGCGCGACUUCGACGCCUGGGUCGACGUAGGCAAGCCGAUGAUCGAGCCGUUGCAGGGCCUCGACGGCUGCUUCUUCCACGCUCGCGACCUCGAAUGCAUGCACUGGACCGCGCGCAAAAUCAUUUUCACGGUGCCUUCGAUGAUUUAUGCCGAUCACCGGACUCACUGGUUGAUUUGGACGCAGGCAUUGGGUCGACAAGGCCCAGUCCCUGGAAGACUUCCUCUUCAAGUUGCGCUCGGACUUCGCCAAGCAAGCAGAGGAAGAAGAUGGCGCUCCUGUCAUCGACAUCUGCAGGAAGGCCGAGGCGUGCAUCUGUUUGUCGACGGUCGGCGCGCUGUGCCACGACCAGGCGACGGCCGCGGCCAUAGAGUGUGCCUACGGCGUGCCGCUGCUCUACAACGGCCAGGUCGUGUUAUUAGACCGCGAGGCCGUCGAGGGUUGCGUCAACGCCUGGAUCGACCGUAUCGAGGAACGUGAGCUUCCGAUCUGGGAGGGGUUUGACACGAAGACUGCCGAGGCCUUCAACAAGAGCAUAGACCCCGCUUACGCCUUCUCGGACGUGUUCGUGCCGGAGUCUGAGACACGCGAGAGGAUCAAAGUCCGGCCCAAGGACCGCAAGGACACCAUUCUCGCGCGGUUGCGAAGCGGUGCGUCUGGCGAAUGCGGUCACAUGCACGUGACGACGGUUGUCUACGUGGAGCGCCUCGGCCGGUACGUCAAGGCGUCGCUCGCUUUUCAGUCGCGGAAAGCCAUAUUGUCCAACAUGCGCAUCUAUCCAACGUCGCGAGUGGCCUUGGUAGAACGCUUGAGGGAGUUCGCGGAGGCGCGGGACGACGACAAACUUCUCGAGCGAUUGGCGAAGGGGGUCAUUUCGAGCAGCCACCCGAACAACUUCGGCAUCAUCGAGCUCAAGGCGCACAAGGAGAGGGAGGGCGGGCAAGGUGAAGUGGGUCCCUCAAGAAUCACUCCGCUACAAAAGGCGGCGAACAACCUCUACUUUACGAUGUUCAACGAGGGCGCAGCGGCGAAGGAAAUGGUCGAGAGCUUCUCGGCCAAAUUGCGCGAGGACUUCCAGCGGUUCGGCGUGGACCUGGACAACAUCCAGGAGCACCUCGUCGACGGCAUCGACGUCCGGGAGGGCUUCGAGGUCUUCGACCUGGUCGUGCACGCGUUCACGGACGACGACGGCGCCGCCACGCGCGCCGAAAGGCACGCCCGGGACCACGCCGACGAGAUGGACGUGUUCUGCAACGAGUUUGCAGUGAUGCCGACUUCCCACACGCUGCCCUUCCUCUUCGACGACGUCGCGCAGCAGACGUUCAGGGCCUUCGGCGUCGCGCUCCGCGCGCGGAUCUCCCAGCUGCCCGCGACCUGCCUCACCUGGCCCGACCCGGCCGACGACGACGCCGACGACUUGAUCCCCGACUUCCCGCCGGGGGGCGGGGACGACGAGAUCCACGUGUUCCACCACAUGUCGUCCAUCGAGCUCGAGAACUACGAGGCGUGAGGUCCCGGCGCCUCCGUCGUUGUGACUCGUAAGUCUUGUAUUUCAACACGA